Messenger RNA from Acomys russatus (golden spiny mouse), 3034 nucleotides. RefSeq names its product family with sequence similarity 186 member B (gene Fam186b). The record is from RefSeq and is a predicted model, not a curated record. NCBI's taxonomy places the organism in Eukaryota, Metazoa, Chordata, Mammalia, Rodentia, Muridae. The transcript has 8 exons. Bases 71 to 2902 code for a protein of 943 amino acids.
GCUGCUGCUACUGUGUCAGGCCUGUGUACAAGAGACACAGGACAUCUUGGGACUGAGAGAAUUAUCUAGAAUGGAGAAGGACAACCCCCCACACUUGGUGACCCCCACAUCCGUCAAGGCCAUUCUCUCAAAGAUUGAGGCUGCCCAGCUGAUUCGGACUCAGGAGGACAUUUCCACCCAGCUCUCAGACAUCUUGGACAAUGUCAACUGUGCCAUCAACCGCUUCCAGAAAGAACUGGGAUAUGAUUUAAAAGAGAAGGCAAAACCUCACCAGCCAGAGCAGAAAGGCAGGAAGAGAUUCAUCUUGCUGAAGAAAAUCGCCUCCUUCUCCAAAGAUGCUAAGGCUAAAGAAAACCACCUGUGCGACAUCCUCCGCUGGCUGGGUGACUGGGGUGACAGUCUGACCUAUGAGAUGAAAAACAGGAGGAGUGCGGAGGAAGAGGAAGCCCUGGAUGAGUGGAUGGAGGUGAUAGAGAAAGUGCUGCCUCUCUCCCUCAUGGCCACCAAAGGAGGCAUGGAGUCGCUCAUCUCUCUUUGCUCCACUCUCAUUGAAGAACAAAAGAAAAGGACACAAACAUCCAAACAUAACUUCUGGCAGGAUUGGCGGGAGAAGAGACCACAGACGCCCCCAGUGCCCCCUCAGCCACUGAGCCCGGAGCAGAUGCUGCAGGACAAGAGCACCACCAUCACAGAGGUCUCAGAGGUGAAGUCUAUGCUACAGGAACUCCUCGACUCCAGCAUGUUUAACAAAGGGGAGGUCAAGGCCAUCAGGUACAUGUCCACCGUGGUGGAGAACCUCAGCAAGGCCUUGAUACUCCAGCACAAGGAGAACAGGAGGCUGGAGAGCAAGUGCAAGCACCUGCAGGUGGAGAUGACUAAGGAGCUCAGCAGCCAGAGGCUGUACUUCCAAAAAUCCAUCCAAGUCCUCAAGAGCAAAAGGGAUGCGCUGCUGAAACAGGUAGAGGUCCUAGGGGACAAGUACCACGACCUCCUCAUGAUAAAGCAGGCCCUGGAAUUCCAGCUGAAGACGGUUCAGUCUGCUGGGGGUCUAGAAGAACCAGAUCAGGCCUUGGUCGGCACACCCCCGGAAAAAGAGACCCUUCUAGAGGAACCCCGACAGGAGCUCACGGGGGAAGGGUAUUUGUUUUCACCAUUCUCCCUAAGUCCCCUGGCCAAGGCCUGGGACAGUGGCACUGUCCCUUCAACACAUGAGCCACUCUUCGCCACGGCCACAGACUCAAGGGUUGAAGACGUGUUCAGCAAGCACCUCGAGCCUGUGCUGCUGCACUCGGAGGUCCCCCAGUUUUCUACACAGUGGGAAAAACUGGUCGAAAAAGCCCCAGAUCCUGAGGGCAAAGUCCAGGAGGACGGCUGCUUCCAAGAGAAGGAAGGAGUCCAAAGUAAGUCCUAUGCCGAGAAGUCCCCAGGGAGCUCCAGGAGGAUGCUUGUGGAGGACCACAAAAAGCACUGGGAGGAGGAAGAGCGCAGCUGGGAGACAAGGAGGCAGCAGUGGCUGCAGGAGGAAGAAAUGUGGCUUCAGCGACAGAAGAAGUGGGCCCUGUUGGAGCAGGAGCACCAGGAGAAGGCCCGGCAGUGGGAGGCGGAGGCAGCCGCCAGGCAGCAGUGGCAGAGAUUUACCCAGCCGGAAGAGAAGAAACGGAGCCCCAGGAGGGCAAGUGCAGAGCAGAAGGAAGGUUCCGAGAAGCUGAUCUUCACACCCACCAGCCGGUGGAGGAACUUGGAAAAGUCAGAGGCAGCACGGGCACCUCCCCAGUGCCGGGCCCAGUCUGCUCGCCAAAACAGGAGGCCGCACUUAGCCUCGUCGGAACAUGGCCAGCAGCCUGGCCAGGGAGACCAGAGGCCCCAAAGCUCAGCUGAGUUGAUGCACACGCCACGGGCCCGCCAGGCUUCUGCUAAGCCCAAGAAAUGUGCUUCCUUCCCGGUCUCUGGGACAUUGAUCCGAAGGGUGACCCGGUCCUCUCUGCAGAAAGUCCCAGAAACCCCCAAGGACAAGGUAUACCAUCUAGCCAUGGCAGCUCAGUUGAAGAACCUUCAAAUUCUGGGGGGUUUGGAAUUGGAGUUGGCACUGCCACAAUGCCUGCGCAGCAAGGCCCUAGAGGUCACCGCCAUCACCAUGGAGCUGAGCACCCUCAGGCUGCAGCACCUAUGCAAGAAAUACAUCUACUACAGACACUUCCAGAGGAUCCGACAAGAAGUGACCAAACACAUAGGAGCCACCCAGCAAAUGAAGGUCGCCUAUAAGGCCCGCAGUCUCCACGUGUUCCUGGAAAACAUUGACCGACUGCAGAGCGUCAGGCUGCGGGCCUGGACUGACAAGCAGAAGACACUGGAGGAGAGGCACCAGGAAUGCCUGCAUACCAUGGUGGCCAUGUUCCCCAAGCUCCAGCAAGACUGGAACAUCCACCUGAGCAUGCCUGUGGUCACCUCAGCAAAGCCAGGGAAAUGCAAGUCACCUCCAGUCUUACUCCAGAGAGUCCGUUCCAGCAGUUCCUCCAACAAGCAACCCCCUCCGCGUAAGCACCAGGAAUCUGUGGCCCUGCGGAUAGCCAGGCAACAAGGAAACCGGAUGGAAGCCAUCUGGAAAGCUGAUGUGGCCUCUUCAAGUCACCCAAUAGAAAAGAAGACGCCUGCAAGCCCUCCCUGGGGCCAGCUAGGGGGACACCCAGAUAUCCCCAGGCUGCUGGCACUGGAAGAGCACCCCUCGCACCACAGAAGCGUGAUGCCCCUUAAGGCUCGCUCCUUCAGUGCCCCGGUGACCCAAAGAAAGGAAUGCCAGGAACUCUCGGAGGACCUAUCUGAGCUUGUCCGAAAAAUGUCCAGUCAGUCCCUCCCUGGAUCCCUACAAGGCCGGAAGGACCGGGCAGCUCCAGUUCCCACUUAGUUACUGAGCCUCACACUCCCCUGUUACUAAAGACCUCACAGCGGCGAGCUACUGAUGCGGGUUCCCAGCUGGUGGUUUUAAACACACACGGCUGUUGCUAAGUGUCCUAGAAUUUUGAGAAACACUAUUUUC